AAAACAUCGCGGCCCAAGAAAAUCUCAUUUAACUUGGCGCGUUGAUUGUUGAGCAUGUGAUUGACAGCAUCGCUUGAUUGUGCUUGUAAUACGGAUUGAGAUCAAAUAAUAACAAUAAUAAUAAUGCAAACACGACGAUGAAAUUACUUGCAGAUUGUUCAUGGUCUGUGUUCUCAAUUUUUGAGUCUGUACUUUGCGAUGAAAUAUUCAAAUUAUGUAAAAUAGAAUCGAAGCCGACAAUGUAAAUGCUGAUAACCUCGAAUGAAUAUGACUAUUUAUCAAGUGAACUUUGAUGCAUCAAGUAAAUAGCAUCGUAAUGUUUAAAUAGAGCAACUUUUAUGAAGCGCCACACAAAUAAUGGAUAAAGAUCAUAAAAUUUGUAUAAAAUAAAUUUAAAGGGAGCAGAACGAUAGCGAGAGACCGAAAAAAACAACGACCAGCAAUAUAGCACCCACAACGGCAUUAUAAAAAAAUAUUCAGGAAAAAAAGAUACACCGAAUUGGCGGCAACAUGUUUCAAGGCAUCGAACAAAAUGAUGACAGCUUAUAUUCCAGUAAAGAAAAUGAUGAAUCAGACAUUGAACCGGGUGAGAAUUCUCAAUUGGAUGAUUUGUAUACAAGAUAUCGACAGCGUUUGCGGAAAUCUUUGUUUGAAUCCGGAUUAACAACGGCUUUUGUUGCUUGCAUUUUGUGCUUGUGCGUUCUGUUCUCCUAUCAGUCGGUUUUCGAUAUCCUGGCGACGUUGCUUACAAUAAUCAUAAUAUGCAGUCUGUUAAUAGCACUUCAAUUUCCGAUUGUAAUGUCGUCGCCAAUAACAGCGUUGGGUUUUGCGAUGUUGAUAACAGUGUGCCUAGGUUCUGUAUCAGCAAAAGUCGGCACAACGCUAGCUCCUUUGCCUAUAUUCGCAUUGAUUCUGGGUGUGCAUACAAUGCUGCCGAUAUCGUGGCCAGUGUCUGUGGUUUUAGCUGCAAUACUGUCGAUUAUUCAUUUUGGUUUCCGAAUUGUAUUGAACAGUGAUAAUUUUCCGGAAUUAUUUAUUCAAACACUUAUAGUUGAGGUAUUAUUCUUGGGGACAGCUAGCGUUUCUGGUCUAUACUAUCGCAUAAUGUCUGAUGCAGCGCACAAUCGUACGGUUGACGGUACUCGGACAGGAAUCCAGCAACGUGUUAAAUUGGAAUGUGAACGUGAACAACAAGAACAACUACUAUUAAGUGUCAUUCCAGCGUACAUUGCAGCUGAGGUAAAACGUAGUAUUAUGCUAAAAAUGGCUGAUGCAUGUCAGCGAGCAGGUGGACAACAAACGCGAUUUCAUGAGAUGCACAUACAACACCAUCAUAACGUUUCCAUUCUCUACGCUGAUAUCGUUAACUUCACACCACUAUCGGAACAACUUACUGCCUCUGAUUUAGUGAAAACUCUCAACGAACUUUUCGGCCGUUUUGAUCAAAUUGCACAGGAAAAUCAAUGCUUGCGCAUCAAAAUACUUGGCGAUUGUUAUUACUGCGUUAGCGGAUUGCCUAUAUCUCGACCACAGCAUGCCGUGAAUUGUGUUAACAUGGGCCUUCAAAUGAUUGAAGCGAUAAGGUGUGUACGGGAAGCGACCGGAUUUAAUGUCGACAUGAGAAUAGGUGUACAUACGGGGAAUGUGCUGUGCGGAGUUCUCGGCUUACGCAAAUGGCAAUUUGAUGUUUGGUCGGAUGAUGUAACUUUGGCGAACCAUAUGGAGAGUGGUGGAGUUGCAGGACGUGUCCACAUAACGAAAGCGACACUCGAUUAUCUUGGUGAUAAAUUUGAGGUAGAAGCGGGUAAUGGAGCUUCACGCGAACCAUACCUAGCAGAUCAUAAAGUAGAAACGUACCUUAUUGUCCCCCCACCACCGAAGAAAACAGCAACAAUCAUGGACAUUCCGGCUGUAAAUCCAACGAAGCCUGACAAUUUGGCAGUGAAUAAGAUAUGUAUAUUAGAACCAGAUGAUACAACAAAUCCCCGAACACCGCUUACGCCGGAAACAAUAGACCGUACACCCAUCGAUGAAAAAGUGAAUAAAAACCAAUUGACACCGACUAUUACCGAAGAGACUGAACAAGAUGAUCAAUCUGUAAGCUGUAAAUCAUCGUUAUCACUGCCGGUUGAACCGCCAGUUGGGUUGCCUAUUGAACAAAGAGACAAACGCAAGCUAUCCGUUCAGGGAUUGAUGGCAUUUGCCGAACGUCGUAGAUCAUCAAGCACAUUUGUUGAUAUGAGAAAAAUGUCCGUUUCUAACGGAGAUAGCAUUCACAUUCGAUCACCAGCCACGCCCGGAGGACCACCCAUUCGAAAUAGACCAUCUUCAAAAAUGACAAAAUAUGUAGAGUGCUGGGGAGCUGAUAAACCAUUCGCCAAUAUAACCGAUUCGAAAAUGGCAAAGAACAUUGGAUUGGCUAGUAUCGCAAUGAUUGAAUCAAAUUUAUUACCACCGGAUCGACGUUGUUCGGAUUUAAAUUGUUUUGGGCCACCAUCUGAAUUGCGGCCGCUAACAAUGUGGUAUCGAAACAGUGAUCGGGAGACACUGUUUCGUGAACAACCCGAUCCACAUUUUCGUUAUGAUUUGCUGUGUGCUUUCAUUAUGUUUUUAUCAUUAGGAUUACUUCAGUUAAUCGUUAUUCAAGGAAAUAUAGCAUUAUUUGGAUCGAUUGGUGCUACAAUAGUUGCAUUAGGUUUAUUUUUAUAUUUAAGUCAUUUGCAAACAUCUGAAUCAUCUCAACUUGGACGCAGUGCACCUGGUCAAGUCAUAGCAAAUAGUCGUCUCAUUCGAUUGGCCAUAUUUUUAAUAUCUACUACGCUUAUUGCAAUUUGUGCAGUUUUUAGUGUGAUAAAUUUCGAGGAAAUAAUUGGCAUGUCAUCGUUCAAUGCGACUAGUUUAAAUAGUUCUGAUUACAAUUUAACAGACACGCUCAAUAUGACUGAUGUCGACAUUCAAUAUACUCAAUCGGUGGGAACGGCUCCAAUUUACUUAUUUUGUUGUGCCCUAAGUUUGGCAGCAAUUUCCGCAUUUCUACGAGCUGGAUUCGUUUUGAAAUUUAUUGCAAUGCUAUGCAGCAUUGCUGUUCAAGGUUGUGUACUGAAAUUCAGUAAAUUGUACGCUUUUUAUGACCACGAAAAUGAUAGCAGUAUUUUUGGUUUGGCGACCACCGGCGUCUUUUUUCUCAUGCUAAUCGCCAUCGUUCUGCAUAUAUUGGAUCGUCAGGGUGAUUUUGUGGCUCGAACUGAUUUCUUGUGGAAAGCAAAACUGAAAACGGAACAAGAAGAAGUCGAAACGAUGCGAGGCAUUAACAAGAUUUUACUGGAAAAUAUAUUGCCAGCUCAUGUGGCACAACAUUUCUUGCGAAAAGAUCGUUCAAAUGACCUAUAUCACGAGCGAUACCAUUUUGUUGCCGUGAUGUUCGCUUCGAUACCCAAUUAUAAGGAGUUCUACGACGAAACCGAUGUUAAUAAACAAGGGUUGGAAUGUUUGCGGCUUCUUAAUGAAAUUAUUUGUGACUUUGAUAAGCUGCUGCUGAAACCAAAGUUCAGUGGAAUUGAGAAAAUUAAGACCAUAGGCAGCACUUACAUGACAGCAUCUGGCCUCCGGCCGGGAAAAGAAGAAGGAGCAACGAUUAACAAUGAGGCGGACGAACGACGUACUGAGGAGCAUAAUGUAACUGUCGUUGUUGAAUUUGCGCUUGCUUUGAUGUCGGUACUUGACCAAAUCAAUCGGGAGAGUUUUCAACGCUUUCGGUUGCGCAUUGGUUUAAAUCAUGGUCCGGUGAUUGCUGGUGUUAUUGGAGCCCAAAAACCGCAGUACGACAUUUGGGGUAAUUCAGUGAAUGUUGCAUCCCGGAUGGACUCAUGUGGCGUUAUGGGACGCAUACAGGCAACCGAAAAUACGGCAAAAGUUCUCAUGGCAGCUGGUUACACUUGUGAAUGUCGCGGACAAAUUUAUGUGAAAGGCAAAGGAACUCUAACCACAUACUUUGUGAAAACACCAUUCGACGAUAAACUCUAAAUGUUAGCGUAUUUAAUUAGUAAAGUCAUUACCAUUUUAAUCCAUUUAAAUGUAUUUGUUCCAUUUACAAAUAAUAAUAACGUCAGUCUAUAACUAUUGUAGAGUAGAUUGAUUUCAAAAUUCAUAAAUGUGCGCAUAUUGAGCUGAAAACCUGUGACAAUUUACUCAAACUCAAAAACGAGUAGAAAAUACAUACAUUUUGUACAAAUAAUAAUUAUUAUUAUUCGCAUCAAAGUAAAUUAUAUUAAUAUUAUUAUUGAA
Molecule: messenger RNA, 4284 nt
Organism: Contarinia nasturtii (swede midge)
Lineage: Eukaryota; Metazoa; Arthropoda; Insecta; Diptera; Cecidomyiidae
Gene: Adcy2
Product: adenylate cyclase type 2
Exons: 27
Coding region: 511-4023 (1170 amino acids)
Biological process (GO): adenylate cyclase-activating G protein-coupled receptor signaling pathway; adenylate cyclase-inhibiting G protein-coupled receptor signaling pathway; cAMP biosynthetic process
Cellular component (GO): plasma membrane
Molecular function (GO): adenylate cyclase activity
Source: RefSeq, a predicted model, not a curated record